CUGGCGCAGGUUCUAAAGGCAGGGGUUUGGGCUAACCAGACCACCUUUACUUCCUUCUACCUUCGGGAUAUUACCCACAGGUCCUUGGACACUUUUUCUUUGGGACCCGUUGUGGCUGCUCAACAAGUUGUGUAGUCUACCCAGCAUCCGAGUGGACAGAACAGCAUCACAUCCUUGUGUGACUGCAUGAAUGGACGAGUGAAAGAGAGUGUGACUGGCUUCUCUUCCUUCGUUCUUCCUCCUCUACCUGUGGGCAGAGGGCCGCGGUCGUCACUACGUUGAACAGGAGGCCGAUGCAGGUAAGCUACACAACCGAGCUCCAUCCUAUCCCUUUCAUUAGGGAUAGGAGUUUUUUAUCCACCACUCCCCAACAAGGGGGGGAGUGGAAGCCAACAAGAGACAAACCCAUGACUUCAUCUUGGCUCUUGAAGAAGGAACUAGUUCUUGCAUUUGUUGCUAUUUAUAAGAGGUACGCUUGCCUCCCUCUUAUAAAUUUGGUCCAGAGGUCUGACACUGAUCCUGCGGUGCACACCCCAAUCAGCUGGGCAAAGGCUAGGAUCCCUCCCUUUGCUCUUACGACCAGGUAGGGAACCAAGGUAGGAUGAACACCAGUCUGUUCAUAAGACUCGGAUUCCACCCACCAAUAAGUGAGUCUUCCUAUUAUUAAAGAACCGAGGGUUUGUAUACGUACCAGAACAAAUAACAAUUUGUCAAAAACUGUAUUUUUCCUAACUAUACAAACCUGAGGUCCUUUACAUAUAGUCCCUCCUCAUGCCACCCGUCACUCUGCGUUUUCCUGGGCAUAAAGCAAAGUGACUCCUCUCCUCGCAGUCGAGCUGACCGCCAACUGCAGGACAAGCAGUUAACUACCGAACCCCCUUGUUCGAAGCUUACGACCAGUUCAGCUGCUGCUAAGUACCUUCCUAUUGUUAAAGGACCUCAGGUUUGUAUAGUUAGGAAAAAUACAAUUUUCGACAAAUUGUUAUUUUGCAGUGUCUUGUAUGUAACAGAAUUUCAUACUCAUUGUUGUCAAAAUAUUUUUGCAGGUGGUGUUUCCCUUGCAGCAUGAGCGUGUAUUUAAUAAGUAUCUGGGAAUGGAUCGUAUUCAUCCUAGAAUACAUAUGCAUACUGCAACAGGAAGAGUAACAAUGCAUGACCCAAACCUUCAGACCGUACCAAGAGAUUUCAACAUUCAGAGAGAAAUUAAAGGGACUUCAGAUGGCAAUUGUGGUUUGAGGAAACAACAACAGGCUUUGUCAAAUUCAAGGAUAAUGACGCAGUUAGCGCCUCUCUUGACACAAGAAUUCGAAGACUAUACCAUAAGCCUUCGCCACGCUCUGGUGGCCCACCCUGAAAACAUCCUUUUAGCAGCUGAUUAUUCUCAGCUGGAACUCAGACUGUUAGCCCAUUUGGCAGCUGAUACAAAACUUUUGCAUCUGCUUAAUGGUGGAGAAGAUGUUUUCAAGAUGAUUGCUGCACAAAUUCACUUCACCGACGUCUCGGAAGUAACUUCAAAACAACGACAGCAAGCUAAGCAGAUUUGUUAUGGCAUGAUAUACGGAAUGGGUGCACGGGCACUUGGCGAUCAGCUAAACGUAGACGAAAACGAAGCUUUAACAUUUAUGGACAAAUUCAAAAGUCGUUUCCCUGGGGUGCAGGAUUUCAUGCAAAAGACGGUAGAGAGUUGCCGAGAGAAAGGUUACGUCGAGACUCUGAUGGGUCGUCGAAGAUAUCUUCCAAAUAUAUGUAGUACCAAUUCUUUUGCCAGAAGUCAGAGUGAACGCCAAGCUGUUAACACUGCCAUUCAGGGCUCAGCCGCCGAUCUAGUCAAAAUUGCGAUGGUAGAAAUUGCGAAUGCUUUACGUACAACGUUCCCCUCUACUCCCUCAUUCCUGACACACCCUAGAACACCAAGAGACAAAUUUACCGGGGCCUACCUGGUGCUCCAGCUUCAUGAUGAAUUAAUAUAUGAGGUGGCUAAUGAAGAUAUCAUUCAAGUAGCACAGCUAGUUCAAAAGUAUAUGGAAGGGGUGCACCAGCUUGCAGUUUGCUUGCCUGUCAAAAUAAAGGUUGGUCCAUCUUGGGCUUCCAUGCAGACUCUCAAUCUCUAAGUUAGACUUAAAAGAUAUAUAGUGUUACAUUUGUACAGUAUUUUAUAUAUAUAUAUUAUUCUGGUAGAAAAUGUUGGCUUAUAGAAUAUUUAUUAACAGAUGUAAAUAAUAUCAGGCUCUUCAUUGUUAUUAGAUUGGCAUUAUAAUUUAAGUGUGUAAGUGACGAUAAUGACUCAAUUUUAUUUAACUUAUUCUUUUACCAUUAUACAUGCUAGAAAUU
Molecule: messenger RNA, 2331 nt
Organism: Macrobrachium nipponense
Lineage: Eukaryota; Metazoa; Arthropoda; Malacostraca; Decapoda; Palaemonidae
Product: DNA polymerase theta-like
Exons: 6
Coding region: 1095-2111 (338 amino acids)
Biological process (GO): double-strand break repair via alternative nonhomologous end joining; DNA-templated DNA replication
Molecular function (GO): DNA-directed DNA polymerase activity; DNA binding
Source: RefSeq, a predicted model, not a curated record